Entamoeba nuttalli P19 is the source of this 1110-nucleotide messenger RNA. RefSeq lists its product as hypothetical. The coding region runs from base 1 to 1110 and encodes 369 amino acids. Lineage: Eukaryota; Evosea; Mastigamoebida; Endamoebidae. The transcript has a single exon. The record is from RefSeq and is a predicted model, not a curated record.
AUGAAACUUGUAACCAUUUUAUUUGUGAUAAUUUAUAUAUGUAAUGCACAAGUUCCUGCAGAUUUAAUUGACAAAAUUCAUAAAAUAAAAGAACAACGAAUUCAAGAAGUUCAACAACUUGAUAAAAGAGCUAAAGAAAUAGAAAGUAAAAUGGAUAAAUUAUUAAAAGAUGCUGAACAGAUAAAAGUAGAAAGAACAACAACGAAUAUAAAAAAUACGAUGGUAGAAGCUGAUAAAAUGUUAAACAAUUAUACAAAUGAAGAAAUUAAAAAAAUAAAUCAUCAUUAUAAUCAAUAUGAAAUAAAUUUUAAUGCUACUAUUAAAAGUAAUACAAAUAUUUAUAAAAGAAAUGAAAAAGAAUGGAUGGCUCAAAAAAAAUUAUUAAAAUUUUUAAAAAAUGAAGUUAAAAAAGCAACUCUUUCUCUUGAAAAAAAAAGAAUUCUCUUAAAAAAAAAUAGAGAAAAAGAAAAAAAAGAAUUACAAAAAGCUCUUAGAGCUGUUCGUGUUGCUCGUUUAAAUGGUUUAAAAGAAAAAGCUUUGGCUGAAGAACAUCGUCAUGAAUUAUUAAGAAAAGCUGCAUUAGAAGAAAAAAAAAGAACUGAAGAAGAAAUUAAAGAAAGAAAAAACCUUAUUGCUCAAUGGAAAUUACAAAUGAAAGAAUUAGAAAGAACUGAAAAAGGUCAUAUGAAAACAUUACAAGAAAUUGAAGAAAUUAAAAGAAGAAGAGGAAUGGAACAAAGGGUAAAAGAUAUUCAAUUAAGAACUAAAGCUCAAAAAGAAAGAUUUGAAAGAACUGAAAAACAAAAAGCACUUAUUCGUAAAAAAAUGGAAAAAGAACGUAUUGAAAAAUUUAGAAGAGAAUUAUUCGCUAGAAGAUGUGCUAGUUUGACUCGUGCUUAUAAUAAAAGACCAAAGAAGUAUGUCCACGUUUGUGUUCCAAAAAGUAAUAUUGAAUUAAUGGGAAAAAUGAAGAGAUGUUUACCAAUUUGGAAACAAGAUUUACCUUCAUUAAAGAGAAAAUUAAAUGUUGUGGAUCAAGUUAGAAAAAAAAUCGCUAAAAAAUCAAAUUUCCUUGAUCCUCAAAUUGAUUUGAUCGUUCCAGUUUAUUAA